GUUGCGCUGUCAACCAGAUCCAAACAAUAUCGCGUGUGAGAGGGGCGGGGCUAGAAUGAGCUGCAGGUAAUUGAACCAGGUGCUGCCCAGGGCAUCCUGGGAGAACCCCCUGAGAAAGUUAUUGUCCGGGAGGAGGAGGAGGAGGAGGAGGGUAGAAAUGUCAGGGAAUGGGGUGGGAGACUGUUUAGGAGGAGAAGCAGAACGGGAGCUGAUUGGUGAGCUGGUACAAGUAGGCGCUGAUCUGGCGGUGACAUGUGGGAGAAUGCGAGAAGGGGGUUCGGAAGGGGUAAGACAAGAAGGUGCAGAUCAUAGAGAAGUAGAUGGGGUAAGACAAGAAGGGGCAGAUCAUAGAGAUGUAGAUGGGGUAAGACAAGAGGGGGCAGAUCAUAGAGAUGCAGAAGAGGGAAGACAAGAAGGGGCAGAUCUGGGAGAUACGGAUGAUGUAAGGCAAGGAGGGCGAGGGCCAGACCCAGGGGUGUCAUGUGGGAAAAGAGAAGAAAGGGCAUUGCAGGCAGCAGGUGAUGAUCCAGUAGGAAGCAUUGAGCUGACAGUAACAAUGGAUGAAAGGCUGAAGCCAAAGGCACCAUGUAGGGACAUAGCAGGGCAGACAAUUGGGUUAAGUCUAAAAGGGACAGCAUUUGAUGUAACUACUGGGCUCCACCAUAAAGGGAUAGGGCAGGAAAGGAUUAGGGAGACAGAGGAAGGACCAGGACAGUGUCUGACAGUUAAGGCAGCUCAGCUAAGCCCCCCUAAAGUAGGGCAUGAGACACUGAAAUCAGGAACUAGGGUGGUAGGGAGGGCAGCUGAGUGUAAGGGCUGUGGGCAUUUAGGGAACAAGCACAGUGGGACACAGGAGGCCGUAUGCAGCAUUUCUGUAAGAUCAGGACCCUGGUUGGCAUCAGGGCGGCACAAAACCCUGCGCAACACAACGUUUAAUAAGAGAAGAGAGGGGUCAUUGGAGAGGGAGGGCCUGAAAGCUAAACAUGCCUAUAACAGGUUGUCUGCCAGUCGAGGAACAAGGUGCCCACCUACCACCCGUAGAAAGUCCGAACACAGAGUUGCUGAGAGCAAAGCGACAAGAUAACCAAGCCGGGGACCCCAACAGCAGGAAAUGAAAAUUGGGCAAAAGAAAACAGAGGCAAGGGGUAAUAAGAGGCAGGUGACGGUGGACAGCUCCAAAGCCAAGACAUCCUUAGAAGCCCUAAAGAUGAGCAUCAAACAGCUGAAGUGGAAAGAAUUUCCCAUGGGUCGACGCCAACCUUGUGAUAUUUAUUGGCAUGGAGUUUCUUUCCACGGGAUGGCCGAGAUGGUGCAUAAAAUCAGCCUGAGCCGGGCCGUGAGGACCAUGCAGGAACUGUACCCGGAAGAAUACAACUUUUAUCCCCAGUCCUGGAUCCUUCCUGAAGAGUAUCACCUCUUUGUUGCUCAAGUACGUCUAGGAAAAGAAAAUGACCCAACAUGGAGACCAACGUUCAUUGUGAAACCAGAUAGUGGUUGUCAGGGUGAUGGGAUCUACCUCAUUAAAGACCCCACUGAAGUCUGAAUGAUGGGGAGCUUGCAGAAUAGACCUUCAGUAGUCCAGGAAUACAUCACAAAACCCCUUCUUAUAGACAAGCUCAAAUUUGACAUCCGCCUCUAUGUUUUACUAAAGUCCAUAGAACCUCUGGAAAUUUACAUAGCCAAAGAUGGCCUCUCCAGGUUCUGCACAGAGGCAUAUCAAGAGCCUAACCAUAAGAACCUUCACCACACCUAUAUGCACUUAACCAACUACUCGCUCAAUCUCCACAGUGGGAACUACAUACACUCGGACAGCAUGCACACCGGCAGCAAGAGGACUUUCUCCAGCGUUCUCUAUAUGCUCUCUGCCAAAUGACUGGAUGUUAAGAAAGUGUGGUCUGAUAUAAUUUCACUUGUGAUCAAAACUAUUUUAGCUUUAAUACCUGAGCUCAAGGUUUAUUACCAAGCUGAUAUACCCCCGGGAAAGCCAGGACCAACGUGCUUCCAGAUUUUAGGGUUUGAUAUUCUACUUGUUAAAAACUUGAAACCUGUGUUACUUGAAGUGAAUGCAAAUCCAAGCAUGAAGAUAGACCAUGAGCAAGAGCUCCUACCGGGGGUAUAUGAACACGUCCAGAGUCUAGUCGAUGAGGAGGUGAAAAUCCCCAUCAUCCGGGAUACUCUGCGUCUCGUGGAUCCUGCAAGGACGAGGAUUAACUGUAAUCAGUCCAAUCCCUCAGAAAGCACAUUGGAAACAAACAAGGGGUUAUACAUAGAGUCAACCGAGCAAGUAGAUCCAGAGAUGAAUAAACUUCCAGAAAGCUCUAUUCCAUCUAAUUGCUUCAAGCAAGUGUUUCCGAAAUAUUCCAAGCAGUUCAAUUACUUGCGGGUAGUGGAACGAGUGGCUUCCAUCUUCCUACAAUUCCUCGGCAUCAAGGGUACCAUGAAGCUUGGACCAACUGGAUUCCGCACAUUCAUAAGGCAUGUCCUUGCAGGCCUUUGUGGAAGCCUUCCUCUACUUGGCCCAGAGACGAUUCAAAUGCCUUCCUCUUCAAGAACAAGUCCAGUCUUUGAUAUCAUUGUGUGAAAGGCACUUGGACUCCUUGGAUGAGAAGAGACUUCUCUGCAGUCGGGCUCCAGCUCCGAGCUGCUUUCUCCACAAUGAUCUGCACUUUACCUCUCGUGUUCCACGACUUAACCGCACUUCGACGGCCUGCAAGCUCGCUGAUUAUAAGCUGCAGCAUUCUUGAACAAAAAAUGCAUUGGAUUUCAUUUGUACACUAAAAUGUUUUGCAUUUUAACCCAACUCUGCUCUGAAUGUUGUACUCCUAAUAUCUAGACUUCCACUGCUCAGGCUGCUUAUUAUUUAUACAUGAUACAAGAGAUUUGGAUGGGAAGGAAGACGACUAGAAGACCACUAAACACUAUCCAUGAUCCACAGGGAAAAUACACUGACUGCUAAGUGGUUACAUUUGCCUCUAAUACACACUUCCAUAUUGGUACCAAACUGGUCAUAUGUGCAUGCUAAUCAAGCAGACCUUUGCUCAAGUAGAGGGACAGAUCUGAUUGGUUGGACUCCUGGCCCAUGACAGGAUCACAUUAGACAUGUGCUGAAUUAGCGGCUGAUGGGAUUUUGCUGUUUCCCCAUUUUAUAAGCGACCGUAUCAGUUCUGAAGACCACACAUGGGCAGUAGGUACUAGGCACAUUCUAUAUUGUAGGGCAGCUAAUGACUGUGAAGUAAAACUUCCAUUUUUAGCUUAUCAGUAACCUUGUUUCAAUCACACGUUCCCAUAAAAUAUGUGCAAAGUUUGUUCUUAUUCUUCUUAACAUAUUUACGACAAGCGAGGGAUUUUGAUACCAAUGAUGAAGAGACAUUAUGCGAUAAAAGAUUUGGAUGCAGACCAGUUUAAAAACAGCACAAAAUGCAUUAUGAAGUGUUCAGUUAAACAAGCAGCAUACUUUAAGAUUCAUAUACUACAUGGGGUGCAAAGUGCACACAAUCAGACCAUGUUUGUUACCCAGAAUGUAUCCUGGACAUACACAAUGUGGACAACUCAGGCACUUCCCUUCUUAAUGCACCUACUUACGCCUGCUAAAGAACGGCCUUUAGUAUAGACUCUGCUUUGCCUGUGAGUACCAGCUAUGGUUGCCACCUUUUUCUUUUGGCGAAUAGAGGCAGGUGGUGGCCGGUGAUGUAGAGGGGGGUUGAUGUUAGGGGCAGGGCUGAUGACGUAACUGAUGAUGUAGCGAUUGGCUUUUAGCCAUGUCAUUCACUUUAAUGUCCUGUCCAGAUUUCCUAAUUUGGAAAUAUAGACAGGAACUUUUCACCCGGGCAGCCCUUCCAAAAACUGGACUGUCUGGGUAAAAUCCAGACAGGUGGCAACCCUAGUACCAGCUACGGUUUCCACCCGGCUGGUAUUUUGCUGGCCGAGCUGCUAAAUCACCAGGUAGGGCCAGGGACCUGAAUUACAAGUUUAACAGCAAUGUAAAUGCCAGUAAAUUUAUAAUAACCUGUAAAUCCCUCCCUUUGCUGACAGACAGAAAACCAAUUAUAAGGACAGGCCUACCUGUGCCCUGCCCAUAUCCCCACCUGCUCCUCCCAUUUCCCCACCUGAUCCUCCCAAUUCCCCGCCUAGUGACAUCAUCUUCCACCCCAGUUGACAUCACCACCCAUUCCCUGACACAAAGGUUGGUAUUAUUCAGUGAAAAAGGUGGCAACCUUAGUACCUGGGCAGUUUCUUAUGGGGUGAUUUAUUAAUUGCGGGUUAGGAUUGGGUAAAACAAAGUAAAAAAUAUGUGUUCAUUUUCUCUCUUUUUUUGGCAGUUUUUUUUUUUUUUUGAUUAAUCAAGGUUAUUAGUCGCACACGGGAAAGCUAUGCCAUUUGCAGGUGAUAGAUCUACUGAAAAUUCCUUACCACCCAGGUCCUGGGUUAUUGUGCUAAAUGCCUUUUCACGCAUGUUCUCGCAAUGAAAAGUGUUUUACAUGUGGCAGCACUAAUGGAUCCGGAUGGCAAAGUCAUUUUCGGGCAGUUUGUCUCCCAUGGGACAGGCAAUAUCCUGCAGGUGACAAAUCGUUACAUGGCAACAUGAUGCAUGCAUAGAACUCCAACAAUCGCUCCAAUACUCAUAGCUCCUUAAAACCAUUUCAAAGGACACUGGGGCUCAUUUAUCAACACAGAGCAAAUUUGCCCAUAGGCAGUUACUUAUAGCAACCAAUCAGUGAUUAGCUUUUUAAAGAAUUGUACCUGUUUGGAUAAUAGUAAGGAAUUACUAUCUGCUGCUUUCUUAUCCUACAGCACUGCAGCCCAAGAAGAUUAGAAAAGGUAAAGGAGUCAUAUACAGUUAUCUUCCCUUUUUCUUAAUAUAGACACGCUUAAUUUCAGGCGAGUAUCACUUUAAGUUGAUUAUGAUAGUUCACGAAUGCACUGAGAACAAUUCCAGCUGUCUGAGGUUUGUUUUAAUGAUAUGAUAUAUAUAGCAAGAAUACUGUGUCCUGGAGAAUUUCUUGGAAUUCUACUCUAUUUAAUUAAAAUGUUAUUUUUGGGUU
This is a messenger RNA of Xenopus laevis (African clawed frog), 5042 nucleotides long. RefSeq names its product tubulin polyglutamylase TTLL11 (gene ttll11.S). The record is from RefSeq and is a predicted model, not a curated record. Lineage: Eukaryota; Metazoa; Chordata; Amphibia; Anura; Pipidae. The transcript is spliced from 8 exons.